Messenger RNA from Mytilinidion resinicola, 3180 nucleotides. Its product is annotated as NAD-specific glutamate dehydrogenase-like protein. The record is from RefSeq and is a predicted model, not a curated record. The transcript has 4 exons. NCBI's taxonomy places the organism in Eukaryota, Fungi, Ascomycota, Dothideomycetes, Mytilinidiales, Mytilinidiaceae. Bases 1 to 3180 code for a protein of 1059 amino acids. Gene Ontology annotation, molecular function: L-glutamate dehydrogenase (NAD+) activity. Gene Ontology annotation, cellular component: mitochondrion.
AUGGCUUCCACACCAGUCAAUGGCCUCCAGGUCCAGAACAAGCUCCUGGACCAAGUCAUCCGGACUCCCGGCCGCCAGCCCUCCCCUCUACCUACACACCUGAGCGUACCCGGCACGUCUACACCGCGGGUACUUCCUCAGGAAGGCUCCGGAUAUGUUGCUCCCAAGUUUGAGGGCAAGGACAAGCAGAUGGAGGCGGUUAUGGACGGAAUAGAAGACAAGGGCUUCAUUCCCCCGGACUUUGUUGAAUCUGAGACUACUUGGUUCUACAACGAGCUUGGGAUUGACGACAUGUACUUUUCAACCGAGACGGUGGAAACCGUCAUAAAUCACAUCCACUCCCUCUAUGCUGCCAAAGUAGCGGCGUAUGCCCGCGACGACAAGCGACUAGAGAUCCGUCUCGACAAGGAGGCCGUCGACCAUGCCGUAUACAUUGACACCAGCAAGCCCGGUGUCUCUGUUGUGGAUGGGCCUCGCUACGAACAACGCAUCGACGAGAAAUACUUGAACGGAUCGCAGGGAAGCGCAACAUACCGCGUGGAGAGCUUCCGCUCAGCGAGCCCCCUCCCCGGCAGCGGCACUAAGGAACAGAAUGGACAGCAGCUUCGGUGCUACUUCGUCUACGAGUGCGACUUCGUAGAGAAGAACCCGAGCCCGACGGAAACGGACUUGGAGAAGAUUGGCGAGAAGCGAUUCUUGCAAAAGGCCACAAAGAACACCAAAGCGAUAUACCAACAAGCGAUUGAGAAUGCUGUUGAGCGGACUGGUCCGGUCAUAGAGUACUUCGACAUCCAGGGGUCCCGGGAGAAGAGACUUGUUCUUGCUUAUAAGCAAGGCUCCGCCCUGGGCCUGUUCAGCGCUCUGAGCGAUCUCUACCACUACUACGGACUGACGUCUUCGAGGAAAUACGUGGAGCAGUUCUCCAAUGGCUUUACUGUCAUGUCGGUAUAUCUCCGACCCGUGGCCGGAGCCGCGGCGAACUCGAGAUACCCGCCCAUCGAGGCCUCUAUUCAUCAAAUCAUCAAGGAGGUCUCUCUUCUUUACUGCAUUCCUCAGAACAAGUUCCAGGCGCACUUCGCGACAGGAAGAUUGAGUCUACAGGAGACCAUCUACGCCCAUUGCGUCUGGGUGUUUGUCUCACACUUCCUGAACCGGCUUGGUUCGGAAUACACCACACUCGCAUCUGUCUUGGACCCGAGCAACAGCGUACACGCAGAGCUUCUCUCCAAGCUGAAGCGUCGCCUACGCGCGGAAACUUUCACAGCUGACUAUAUCCUGGAGAUCAUCAACCAGUACCCAGAUUUGGUGCACUCCUUGUAUCUUUCAUUUGCGAGCACGCACUACGUGCAGACGAGGGGUUCCCAAGAUGACUUCAUCCCGACGCUCAGCUAUCUCCGUCUUCAGAUCGACAAGGUCCUCAGCGACGAUGAGCAGCGAGACAUGCUCAACAAAGCCGUGGUCAACGAGCACCACGGCAUGGUCAUGAGUGCCUUCAAUGUCUUCAACAAUUCCGUCCUAAAGACUAACUUCUAUACGCCCACUAAGGUUGCUCUGAGCUUCCGUCUGAACCCGACCUUCCUACCAAUCUCAGAAUACCCACAGCCUUUGUAUGGCAUGUUCUUGGUCAUCAGCUCCGAAUUCCGUGGCUUCCAUCUCCGCUUCCGCGAUAUCGCUCGUGGUGGUAUUCGAAUCGUCAAGUCUCGCAGCCAAGAAGCUUACGCUAUCAACGCUCGUUCGUUGUUUGAUGAGAACUACAAUCUUGCAAACACCCAGCAGCGGAAGAACAAGGACAUCCCUGAAGGUGGUUCGAAAGGUGUUAUUCUGCUCGACGUUCACCAUCAAGACAAGGCUAGAGUUGCGUUCGAGAAGUACAUCGACAGUGUGCUAGAUCUCCUCCUCCCUCCUACCAGCCCUGGUAUCAAGGACCCGAUCGUGGAUCUUCACGGAAAGGAAGAGAUUUUGUUCAUGGGCCCUGAUGAGAACACAGCAGAUCUCGUGGAUUGGGCUACUGAGCAUGCUAGAAUUCGUGGCGCGCCCUGGUGGAAAUCCUUCUUCACUGGCAAGAGCCCGAAAUUGGGAGGCAUUCCCCACGACCACUAUGGCAUGACUACACUCUCAGUUCGGGAGUUUGUGCUUGGUAUUUACCGCAAACUCAACCUCGAUCCCAGCAAAGUCCGUAAGCUCCAGACUGGUGGGCCAGACGGUGAUCUUGGAUCGAACGAAAUUCUCUUGGGCAAUGAGCUGUAUACGGCUAUUGUGGACGGAUCUGGUGUGCUCGUGGAUCCCAAGGGCAUCAAUCAUGAUGAACUGAUUCGUCUGGCAAAAAAGCGCGUCAUGAUUCAGGAGUUCGACAUUUCAAAGCUCUCCUCGGAAGGGUAUCGCGUUCUUGUCGACGAAAACAACGUCAAGCUGCCUUCUGGAGAAGUCGUCUACAACGGCACAUCAUUCCGCAACACCUUCCACCUCCGCGGUGGCUCAAAUUACGACAUGUUCGUGCCUUGCGGCGGUCGCCCAGAGUCCAUUGAUCUGAGCUCUGCUAGCAAGCUCAUUGUUGAUGGAAAAUCAACCAUCCCGUACAUCGUGGAGGGAGCCAAUCUCUUCAUAACGCAAGACGCAAAGCUGCGUCUCGAGAAAGCUGGUUGCAUUCUCUACAAGGAUGCCUCAGCCAACAAAGGCGGUGUCACGUCGUCAUCCCUCGAGGUUCUUGCAUCGCUGUGUUUUGACGAUGCUGGCUUCAUUGAGCACAUGUGCGUCCGCGAAGACGGCACCGUGCCCGAGUUUUACAAGGAGUACGUAAAGCAAGUCCAGAAAACCAUCCAGAACAACGCGGCACUGGAGUUUGAGGCGAUCUGGAGGGAGCACCAGUCCACCGGCGAGCUGAGGAGCAUACUCAGUGACACAUUGAGUAUCGCGAUUACGAAACUCGACGAGGAGCUUCAAGGAACGGAGCUGUGGGAGAACAUCGAUCUCAGGAAGUCUGUCUUGAGGGAUGCCCUGCCGAAAUUGUUGGUUGAGAAGAUCGGAUUGGAGACGAUUAUGGAGCGGGUUCCCGACAAUUACCUUCGCGCCAUCUUUGGCAGCUACCUAGCCAGCCGAUUUGUGUAUAGCUACGGCAUUUCGGCGAGCCAAUUUGCCUUCUUCGCAUUCAUGAACAAGCGCAUGGCGAUGAUACAGAAGUAG